Molecule: messenger RNA, 570 nt
Organism: Colletotrichum orchidophilum
Lineage: Eukaryota; Fungi; Ascomycota; Sordariomycetes; Glomerellales; Glomerellaceae
Exons: 1
Coding region: 1-570 (189 amino acids)
Source: RefSeq, a predicted model, not a curated record
AUGAAUAUUUUCAAAUCUGUUAUGCGGAAGCAGGAGAUGGCUUCGAAUCCCGCUGCCGACGAUACCUGCUGCGCAAUAUGUUACGAGAAAGUCGGCGAGGUCAAGGAGGAGGGCGACAAGGAGAUCUGGCGAUAUCUUCCCUGCGGUCACCGCUUCGGCGGCGACUGCAUACAAUACUGGCUUGGCGUCGCCAGCGUCGAUGAGCCGCACUGCCCUUGGUGUCGGGUGAGCAUGCGGUGCGACUGCGGACACCCCGUGGUUCCAACAACGAAGCCGACGCGCAGUUACAUGUACUGGGGCUGGAUGCCGUGCGAAAUAUGCCACACUCAACUGCAACGUACUCGCAAAACCUCGAAAUACUUCCGCGGCCAACUCCUGCCACGGCUCAACUCUCUCAUCCACUCACUCGAUCACAAUAUGGCGUCCAUCCCUCAAGAGGUUCCCAAAGAACAGGAAGAAACACCAACAAAAGAGCCCUGGGAGGACCGCGAAGUGUGGAGGAAGAAGUGGACCGAGCACUUCAUUCAAGAAGAUCGGAAGGCUUCAGGGUCGAAACCACCAAAAAAGUAA